AUGGCCCACAAAAGAGCAAUUGAAGCUUUAGAUAGGACUCUUCAGGACAUCAGAAGUAACAGAAAACUUAUGGGUGGAGUCACGCUUUUAAUGGCUGGAGACUUCAGACAGACUUUGCCUGUUGUACCAAGAGGAACUCGAGCUGAUGAAGUAAAAACCUGUGUAAAGAGAUCAGUACUUUGGCCUAAAGUCCAAGUUUGUUCCUUGAAGAUCAAUAUGAGGGUUCAUCUUAAAGGCAGUUUAAAGGCAGGUGAGUUUUCAAGUUUACUUUUAGAGAUAGGUAAUGGAAAUUUGCCUGAAGAAAAUGGUGAGGUCAAUAUUCCAAAGGAUUUGUGUGAAGUAGUAUGUGAUUUGCAAAUAUUGUUUGAAAAGAUUUAUGUAGAUUUAAAAAAUUUCGAAUUAAAAGACUUGUCUUGGUUUAAACAAAGAGCUAUCCUUACACCAAAAGAUGACACUGCUAAAAGUACUAAUAACCUAUUAUUGGAAAAACUGCCAUCUGAGAUUGUCCAUUACCAAUCGGUGGACUCUGUGGUGGAAAUAGAAGAUGCGAUACACUACCCAGUAGAGUUCUUGCACACGCUUAAUCCUCCAGGCAUUCCACCACAUCAUCUUUACCUAAAAGAUGGAGCUCCAAUAAUGUUGCUUAGGAACCUGGUUCCACCUAAGCUCUGCAACGGAAGUAGGCUACAAAUCAAAGCGUUGCGCAGACACGUUAUACAAGCCAUAAUAUACACUGGAUGUGGCCAGGAGGAAGAGGUUUUUAUCCCACGCAUUCCCUUAAUUCCAUAG
This is a messenger RNA of Homalodisca vitripennis (glassy-winged sharpshooter), 789 nucleotides long. RefSeq lists its product as uncharacterized. Lineage: Eukaryota; Metazoa; Arthropoda; Insecta; Hemiptera; Cicadellidae. Gene Ontology annotation, molecular function: DNA helicase activity. Gene Ontology annotation, biological process: telomere maintenance; DNA repair. The coding region runs from base 1 to 789 and encodes 262 amino acids. The transcript has a single exon. The record is from RefSeq and is a predicted model, not a curated record.